Messenger RNA from Thalassophryne amazonica, 2037 nucleotides. It is a transcript of the gene creb3l1, whose product is annotated as cAMP responsive element binding protein 3-like 1. The record is from RefSeq and is a predicted model, not a curated record. NCBI's taxonomy places the organism in Eukaryota, Metazoa, Chordata, Actinopteri, Batrachoidiformes, Batrachoididae. Gene Ontology annotation, molecular function: DNA-binding transcription factor activity, RNA polymerase II-specific; cAMP response element binding. Gene Ontology annotation, biological process: regulation of transcription by RNA polymerase II.
CUGGUGAGAGAGCGCACGCGAGCGGCUGCUGCGCACACACAGCUGGAUGGAGAGUUUGCUGCUGCAGACGCAGAAUGAUGUGAAUUUUGGACAUUUUCAAGUUGUUCCACUGAAUGAAAGCAGCGGCUGGACUUGGCUCGGCUCUCCGGGGUUCCACACACAGGUAGCGGGAACAAGGACUCGAUGCUAGCACAGCACGCGGCGAGCCGCUGCGUGGUUUUUUAAUUAAUUAUUUUUAAUUAGGGGUGGUGUGUUUUUUUUGUUUUGUUUUUUUUUUUGGCUUGGUGUGUACGUUUUAAGUGACACCCGACAGACAGGCGACAACGAUGGAGUCGAUCUUAGACAGUUUAACAGCAGAUAAACUCUAUCCGUCCGGAGGAACCGACCUGUUGGACCUGGAGGAACUUAGCGACGGAGACUUCCUCACUAAUGUGCCUUUUUCGAGUGAGCAGAUGGAUGAUUUUAGCAGUGAAUUAUUCAGCAGUUUCUUUGAAGAGCAUCUAUUAGAGCGACCCUUAAUGGCAGAUAGAGCUUCACUUUUACACAUGGACAUGGACAGCAGCCCAGAUAUUCAAGCAGAGCACAGCUACUCUUUGAGUGAAGAUUCUGCCCCCCAAAGCCCUGCCCUGUCUGUCAAAAUGGACCAAGACUCUGAGUUUGAGUGGAAUUUCAGUCAGGACCUCUCAGCCAUCUUGGUGAAACAAGAAGAACCUGAUGUGGGUCAAAGGUUAGAUCCACAGCUUCUGGCUGGUCCGCCAAUUAUAUUAAACCCUCCCCCUCCACACAGAUCAUCAUGGAAACAUAAGGAGUGCAGUCAAGAUGACGUGAAACCUGUAGCCAAUAUAAAGGAUGAACCCAAAGAAAUUGGACAGUACCUCAACCUGCCCAAUGAAGAUAAUGUCCAUCUCCCCCCCACCCCUCCAAGUAGUAACCAUGGCGACAGUGAUGGGUCCCUCCCCCCGUCUUCCCCCCACCUCCCUCUGCCGCCCUCCUCUCCUCAACCACAACAGAAGUCUGGAGGUCGCGGCUGCUCCUCUUCCUUCUCCUCAGCCAUCUCCUCUUCACCUCUCCUCACCGCACCUCAUAAGCUGCAGGGUUCAGGGCCCCUGAUGCUGACAGAAGAAGAGAAAAGGACCCUGGUUGCUGAGGGUUAUCCAGUACCUAACAAACUUCCUCUCACAAAGAGUGAAGAGAAGGCACUGAAAAGAGUACGACGAAAGAUUAAAAAUAAGAUUUCAGCGCAGGAGAGUCGAAGGAAGAAGAAAGAAUACGUGGAAUGUCUUGAAAAAAAGGUGGAGAGCUACACGUCAGAAAACAGUGACUUGUGGAGAAAAGUUGAAAACUUGGAGACUGCCAACAGAUCUCUCCUACAGCAGCUCCAGAAACUUCAGUCCUUAAUUUCAGGGAAAGUUGUCCCACGUUCUUGCAAAAUGGCCUCAACUCAGACUGGAACAUGCAUCAUGAUGGUGGCUCUGUGUUUUGUGCUGGUGUUGAGCCUCCUGUCCGUGGUCACACCUCCUUUUGGUCCUCAUCAUCUCACCUCCUCCUCUCCUCCCCUUCCAUCAGAGGACUGUACACGACCAGUCAGGUCCGCUCUCGCAGCCUGCUCUUCUACAAUGAAGAGCUCCACUGGAGGAGAGCUAUGUAAGAUCUGAGGGGAGAGGGCUACAGUCGAAAGCCCACUCCACAUCCAGAGCAGCCAUUACACUGCUGACACCCACAGCAACCGAACAGCAGAGUCCAAGAACCACAAGAGUAAAAUAACACCAGAUGGUGUCACUGAGUAUUUCUGACAGUCAGCCUGACCCCUCCUCCUGUGACUUCUCAUGUCUGACUCCAAAAGACCCUCCUGACCCCUGAACACAGCAGGCAUGUGAUCCACUGCAGCUGUGUCCACGCCAUCCUCUCAGGCUUCAGCAGCCAUCACCGUUAGUGAGGCGCCGCUUCCUUCUUCAUCAGCCCCACAGCCUGGACUCUGCCAGGAUCAGCUCUGCUCGACCUGACUUUACUUGCUUUUUAAAGGGAACAACCUAUUUU